GUUACUUCAAUUCUGGCAUAGUUAUCAUUAGCAGUAGUGAUGUUGUCAGCUGCAGCAGCAGCAGCAUUUCUGUGGUGAUGUAGUGAUGCGACAGCUUUAGUGAUGCCAGCUGGCGUGGGUGGUGUGAAUUUCGUCUGAAAGUUAUUUAAUGCGAUACAGCAUGGGCUGAGUUUUAACUCCCAGUUGAUUUGCUAGCCUCGCCAGAAGACAUUGCCCUUUUUUGCUGAAAUCUUUUCAUGUAAACACGGCCAGGAGAUGCUAGAGAGUGUAGGCGAUGCUAGCUGAAAAUAUCCCGAGGUUAGGCAAACACAUGGCUGCGAAGAAAGAUGCUCAGCAACUGCCUAAUAUGUUGAGGGCGUUGGUGUUUCUGAUUUGCUAUACGCUAUCACCUUUCUUACGAACGGCGUUUUGGCAGACAGCGUUUUCUGUGAUGUUCGUUCGGUUGUAAAGCUGAUGUUGCGAUGUGUGAGGCCUAUCAGCAUUGGUGGAAACAUGGUGCACUCGUGUGUGAGACAGGAGUGAGUUCGGUCGCUGUUUGUCUGCAGCCGUUCGUACAUCAGGUCGGCGGUCACUCGGGCAUGAUGAUGUUCGACGAGACGACCGUCUGCAAGCCUCUCAUCUCCAGGGAGCGACACUUCUACAUGACGCUGCCGCCUGAGAUGAAGGAAUUCACGCCAGAGUACAGAGGUGUGAUAGAGGUGACAUGUAAGGAGGAUGAGGAAGGCUACGUGUCACUCGUCACGAGCUCGCCGACGCAGAAGAGCAAGCAUGGCAAGACGGAGUUGGAGAGAGCGCGCUCAUCCGUCGUGCGAGAACGCAAGAAGUGGCGAGAGCUGCCGGCAAGGUCAAGGUUACGUCGCUCGAGCAGUCUGGAGAACGACGAUGGUGCAGCCGAGCCCUCGUUGAUAGUGCAGGAGAAGGCGGGGCAGUGGGAGGAACCGCACGCGCCCGGACACAACCCCUGGAGUCUCAAGUGUCACAAGGAACAGCUGAAGAAGAUGCGCAAGAAUGUCAAGAGUAAAGGAGCGAGCACUCAGAAGUUCAUACUGCUGGAGAAUCUGACGUGUCAGUACCGCUACCCGUGCGUGCUCGACCUGAAGAUGGGCACGCGGCAACACGGCGACGACGCGUCCGAAGCUAAGCAGCAGAGCCAGCGGAGGAAGUGCGCUGCGACGACAUCCGCCUCUCUUGGCGUACGCGUGUGCGGCAUGCAGGUGUAUCAAAAUGACUCUGGGCAGUACAUAUGUCACAACAAGUACUAUGGGAGGGGCCUCUCGGAGGAAGGUUUUCGAAAGGCUCUCCUUCAGUUCUUGAACACUGGAAAGAAGGUACGGAGGGAUCUGAUCUGCCUGAUGAUAGAGCGACUGCAGCAGCUAAAGGCAAUGCUAGCCCCACAGAGCACAUUCCGCUUCUACUCGAGCUCGCUACUCGUCAUGUACGAGGGCUACGAAGAGGAGGAGACCGAAGAGAGGCACCCGAAACGUGUUGCCGGCAGAGAGAAGGUCGUUGCGGAGGCGUGCACGUGCACGCGAGGGAGGGCGGGUCCUCAGGAAGAGACGCUAAUCGAAUGGGGAAGCGCGAGAGAAGAAGCUGAGAAACCAGGGGAGAGGGCGUGCAAGCGUUCCGAGCGGAACUUAGAAUCGCAGGAGGAGAAGGUGGGAGAGAGGGUGCGAGAGCGCGCGGAGGAUUCGCUGGCAGGUGCCGCAUGUUCAAGCGACGCGCCAACGCUCUGCAGCGACAAGGAGAACGAGGUUGUGCUGAAGGACGACGGUUGCUGUUCAUGCAAGGUGGCGCCACCGUCACGCAGGGUCGACGUGCGCAUGAUCGACUUUGCGCACACAACUCACGAGGGUUUUCGUGACGACUGCAUCGUGCACAAGGGCCCCGACACUGGAUACAUAUUCGGGCUCGAGAACAUGAUCCGCAUCCUGCAGGAGCUGUAGAAAAAAAAUUCUCACAGUGUUAUCUGUUUAUAAGAAACCCAGGUAAAAUCUAUUGUUAUUUGGUCGUUCUUGGCACCUGCGCUCUACACUGGGGCAUGUGCGAUUUCCUAGAGCAUUUAGCGUCGACGGUUUAAUGCGUCGUCGUGUGGUUGUCACGUUUGCAUCGCUGCUUGUGCACUCACCUUGAUUAAGCUAUGCGCUGACGGCAGUCAUGCGCCUGUCUCCCGACGCUUUUUAUUUUUGGGUAGGAUUUAUUUUCAGCGAUGUCAAUGUGAAGAAAAUGGAGGUUGUUUGGCUAGUAGUACGUAUUUGAUGGGCAGGAGAAACACUGUUAAUGUUAUGUGUUAACCAGGAGUAAUGAAUUUAUAUACAUAGAUUACAUGUGCAUAUUGGUAAAUCUGUAUAUGUGUGUGUAUAAAUAUAUAUGUGUAUAUUGUAUAUACGUACAUAUAUCUAUAUA
Molecule: messenger RNA, 2403 nt
Organism: Priapulus caudatus
Lineage: Eukaryota; Metazoa; Priapulida; Priapulimorpha; Priapulimorphida; Priapulidae
Product: inositol hexakisphosphate kinase 1-like
Exons: 7
Coding region: 462-1943 (493 amino acids)
Biological process (GO): inositol phosphate biosynthetic process; phosphatidylinositol phosphate biosynthetic process
Cellular component (GO): cytoplasm; nucleus
Molecular function (GO): inositol hexakisphosphate kinase activity
Source: RefSeq, a predicted model, not a curated record